CUCCCUCGAUCCCCCUGUAUAUAUAGAAUUUAGCUCCAUUGAAGGGAACUCACACUUCCAUAUCGGUCUAUCUCAGAUUUUAUCACUCGAAGUCUCGAACUACGUUCAUCUAGUAGCUUCACCACCAAAACCAUCAUUUAGGAAUCUGCAAAGAGAGAAAAUGGCGAUGUCUUACGAGCAAGAGCACCCUAAGAAGGCAUUUGGAUGGGCUGCAAUAGAUUCAUCUGGUGUUCUCUCUCCUUUCGGUUUCUCCAGAAGGGCAACUGGAGAGAAAGACGUGACGUUCAAAGUGUUGUACUGUGGGGUUUGCCAUUCGGACCUUCACAUGGUCAAGAACGAAUGGGGCUUCUCUACUUAUCCACUAGUUCCCGGGCAUGAGAUUGUUGGGGAAGUGACGGAAGUAGGCAGCAGCGUACAAAAAUUCAAAGUUGGAGACAAAGUCGGUGUUGGAUGCAUGGUGGGAUCUUGCCGAUCUUGUGAUAGUUGUACCGACCACCUUGAAAACUACUGCGCCAAACAUAUACAAACCUACGGUUCCAAGUACUAUGACGGAACCACCACCUACGGCGGUUACUCCGACAUCAUGGUGGCCGAUGAGCACUUUGUAGUCCGCAUCCCGGACAACCUACCUCCUGAUGGUGCUGCUCCACUCCUAUGUGCCGGGAUUACAACCUACAGCCCUUUGAGAUAUUUUGGACUUGACAAGCCCGGCAUGCAUGUUGGUGUGGUUGGCCUUGGCGGUUUAGGCCAUGUCGCGGUGAAGUUUGCCAAGGCUAUGGGAGUGAAGGUCACAGUGAUCAGUACGUCCCCUAAGAAAGAGGAGGAAGCUAUUAAACACCUAGGAGCGGACUCCUUUUUGGUUAGUCGUGACCAAGAGCAAAUGCAGGCUGCCAUUGCAACCAUGGAUGGGAUCAUUGACACAGUUUCUGCACACCAUCCUCUUCAGCCUUUGAUUGCUCUGUUGAAGUCUCAUGGAAAGCUAGUUAUGGUUGGUGCACCGGAGAAGCCUCUUGAGCUUCCUGUUUUUUCUUUGCUCAUGGGAAGGAAGAUGGUAGCUGGUAGCGGCAUUGGAGGUAUGAAGGAAACACAAGAGAUGAUUGAUUUUGCAGCCAAGCACAACAUAACGGCAGACAUUGAAGUUAUCCCGAUCGACUACUUGAACACUGCCAUGGAGCGCCUAGCCAAAUCAGAUGUCAGAUACCGUUUUGUCAUUGACACUGGAAACACGCUGAAGGCUAGCUCUUAGUUUUUCAACCCAGACUGGAUCGACCAAGAAAUAAGAAUUGAAGUUAAGACCGAUUCAAUAAGCAUUUGUUGCUGUUCGCUACAUUCAAUUAUUUGCUUCUUUUCUUUCUUAUCCUCAUCACGCAAAGUGAUUAAGCAGAAUGUAAUUUGAUUAUUUUAAAUAGAUGGUUACACGAAUAAUCUCACAUUCUU
Messenger RNA from Argentina anserina (silverweed cinquefoil), 1437 nucleotides. RefSeq names its product probable mannitol dehydrogenase. The record is from RefSeq and is a predicted model, not a curated record. Gene Ontology annotation, molecular function: zinc ion binding; cinnamyl-alcohol dehydrogenase activity. NCBI's taxonomy places the organism in Eukaryota, Viridiplantae, Streptophyta, Magnoliopsida, Rosales, Rosaceae. Gene Ontology annotation, biological process: lignin biosynthetic process. The coding region runs from base 161 to 1246 and encodes 361 amino acids. The transcript is spliced from 5 exons.